GAGUGUAUCCCGUAGAGUUCAUCUUUCCUUGAAGCAAAAACGCAAUUCUUGGAGCAUAACCUACUUCAAGUCCAAUCCACGUUAAUAGUGAACUCAAAGCUAUACUCCCCCUCCUCAAUGCCUUGCAAUGGCUGCAAUUGCAACCUCCAACUGACCCAACACAGACACUUAUAAUAAUAACCCAAAAGAAGGGAAGGAAGAAUUUGUCUAGAGCAGUGGUCCCUCCUACUUAACCCAACCAAAGAUGAAUCCCAAUCGAGCUCUUAAUCUCCUCUCGUUCAUUGUCUCCUCCAUUACCUUGUUCCAUGUAUUCGUUGUGGCGGAUCAUGAGAAUCUUCAGGACAUGUGUCCUACCGCAACAUCGACUGUUCUUUUCAUGAAUGGAUACCCCUGCAAGAGCUCUGCGAACAUCAGUGCAUCAGAUUUCAAGAGCUCGAAGCUGAGCAGCCCGGGGGACACCAAAAACUUCCGACGAUCAGCAGUGACACUGGUCACCGCCGCGGGCUUCCCUGGCCUCAACACGCUCGGCCUCUCUGUCGCACGGUCCGACAUCGAGGUGGAUGGCCUGGUGGUGCCACAUUCGCACCCGAGGAGUGCGGAGAUGAUGUACGUGUUGAAGGGAGUGGUCAUAGCCGGGUUCAUGGACACGGAGACCAAUGUGUUCCAGAAGCGGAUGAAGGAAGGAGAGGUGAUGGUAUUUCCAAGAGGGCUACUCCAUUUCUGCUUGAACGAUGGUUUUGACGCGGCCACCGUAUUCUCAGUGCUCAACAGUCAGAACCCUGGCUGGGUCGGCAUUGCUGACGCCAUGUUCCCAUUUCAACCCAACUUUGAUGAUGUAGAUGUGGUGAACAAGCUCAGGACCAGGUUGAUUGCUUCUUCCAUGGAUAAUCAUUUGCGUGGGUAAAUCCUACUUUGGGCCGACUCUUAGUCACUCAUGUCUGAUUUCUCUAUGGUUGGAGGCAUGAAACUGCGGCAUGCACGCGUGUUUUUCUUAGGCAUGUAAUAUGUAUGAUAUGAACAUCAACUCGACUCUCCAUAAAUGCCAGCAUUCCAGUGCUCCAUCUGAAGCUA
Molecule: messenger RNA, 1071 nt
Organism: Syzygium oleosum
Lineage: Eukaryota; Viridiplantae; Streptophyta; Magnoliopsida; Myrtales; Myrtaceae
Product: germin-like protein subfamily 3 member 4
Exons: 1
Coding region: 245-904 (219 amino acids)
Cellular component (GO): cell wall
Molecular function (GO): manganese ion binding
Source: RefSeq, a predicted model, not a curated record